UACAGCGCCUAUUAAGAAUACUGCCUGUUGUGAAGAAAUCCCUGUCUGCCCCUCCCUUGGGUCAAACCAGGUGACCCCUUUAUCUCCUGGUUUUCUUCUUGGUACAGGCUGGUCAAUCAGGUGACCUGGUCAGAUAAAUUCCUAGGUUGGGGAGCACCUUCUUCCUCCAGCAGGCAUUUUGAAUGCAGCAAGCAAAUACUCCAGGCUGCUGCCUGGAGAUUCACUGUAAGUUUAAAAACAAAAAGAAAAAAAAAAAGGAAAACUAUGGAAACUAGCCAGGAGUUAGGAAUUAUGUGUAGGCCAGUUGCAUCUUAAAAGGAUCACUGAGUCCAAGACUAUAAGACUCUCACGUGCUUACGUUUGCUCAAAGUAUAUUCUCACUUCCUCGUUCUACCCCCUCCCCACCUCCCCGAUCAAUAAAGGUACCAGGUUACAGCGUGCCUUGUUGAGCUACUGUGGGUAGAGAGGGGAAGCCUUUCGCUCCCAACUUGGUCAGUGAAGUUUGUCUUUUUAUUUUCCCUCAGCUACCUGAUGCUAUCUUUGGAUGCUUCAGGCUGAAAGAAGCACCCAGAAAUACUACUGUGGGCAAAGCACCCCCAAGGUUUGCAGGGUCCGUGAGCCCUGGGCUGCACAGAUCCCAAACAGAGACCAGUGCCCAGGUGGUGGCAGUGUUACCCAAGGCUUGUGGGUGUUCUCCAGGAAGUGGGACAGCCAUCUGUAGGCUCCUCAAGGGAGACUCCCAAAGUUUGGUUUUGGGCCUGGCACAGUGAGGCAGGUAGCUCUGCAUAGUAGUGCCCCCUACUGUGCUGCUACACCUGUGAACCUUGUUCAUUUUAUAUUCCGUUUAGUUCUGUGUAUUGCUCCAUAUUUGAUAUCAAGUUUUUUUGUUUCUUCAAAGUGAAUUAGUUGUCUGACAGAAGUGCUUUUUGACUGUCCUCUUGGUUUGCUUAAACAGUUCUGUGUUUUUCUCUUUUGUAGCUACACUUCUAAAUAUUCCAGGCUUCAUUGAGCGACUAUGCAAAUUGGCAACAAGGAAAGUAUCGGAAACAACGGGUACUUCCAGUUUUCUUCAGGAGUUAGAGGAAUGGUACACCUGGCUGGACAAUGCACUUGUACUUGAUGCGUUAAUGCGAGUAGCCAGUGAGGAGGCAGAGCAGAGCAGUACAGAAUCUUCAGAUGAAAGCAGUUUGGCCAACACAUCAACAAGAACCCAGCUGCCACAGUCCAUGAAGAUCAUGCAUGAGAUAAUGUACAAGCUGGAGGUGUUGUAUGUUCUCUGUGUAUUGCUGAUGGGGAGGCAGAGGAAUCAGGUUCACAAAAUGAUUGCAGAAUUCAAAUUGAUUCCUGGUCUUAAUAACCUGUUUGACAAACUGAUCUGGAGGAAACAUUCUGCAUCAGCUCUUGUUCUUCAUGGACAUAAUCAAAAUUGUGAUUGUAGCCCAGACAUUACUUUAAAGAUACAGUUUUUGAGGCUUCUUCAAAGUUUUAGUGAUCAUCAUGAGAACAAGUAUCUUCUUUUAAACAGUCAAGAACUUAAUGAACUGAGUGCAAUCUCUCUCAAAGCAAACAUCCCUGAAGCAGAUGCAGUUGUUAACACAGACAGAAGUCUAGUCUGUGAUGGAAAAAGAGGUUUGUUAACCAGGCUUCUACAGGUCAUGAAGAAGGAACCAGCUGAAUCCUCUUUCAGGUUUUGGCAGGCAAGGGCCGUUGAGAGUUUUUUACGAGGCACCACUUCCUAUGCGGACCAGAUCUUUCUGCUAAAGAGAGGACUUUUGGAGCAUAUUCUCUAUUGCAUUGUUGACAGCGAAUGCAAAUCACGGGACGUGCUUCAGAGUUACUUUGACCUUCUGGGAGAAUUGAUGAAAUUCAAUAUUGAUGCGUUCAAGAGGUUCAACAAAUACAUCAACACAGAUGAGAAGUUUCAGAUCUUUUUGAAUCAGAUCAACAGUUCUUUGGUAGACUCAAACAUGUUGGUUCGUUGCAUUACACUGUCCCUGGACCGAUUUGAGAACCAGUCGGAUGCUAAAGUUGCAGAAGUCUUGUCUGAGUGCCACCUGUUAUCAUACAUGUCUCAGAUGUCCAUGAGGAUGUCCUUCCUUUUCCGCCUAAUUAAUAUAAUUCAUGUGCAGACACUUACACAGGAAAACGUCAGCUGUUUGAACACAAGCUUAGUUAUUUUAAUGCUGGCCCGAAGGAAAGACAAGCUGCCGUUUUACCUUCACACGUUGCAACAGAUGGAAUAUACAGAGAAGUACCCUGGUUUCAUCAUGAACAACUUUCACAGUCUCUUGCGAUUCUGGCAGCAGCAUUACCUCAAUAAAGACAAAGACAGCACUUGCUUAGAAAAUAGCUCAUGUAUUAGUUUUACUUACUGGAAAGAGACUGUAUCUAUACUGCUUAGUCCAGAUCGGACAUCACCUUGUGCCAUAGUUAGCUACAUCGAUGAGGCAUAUAUGGACAUUGACAGAGAUUUCACUGAGGAAUGACUCUUUGGAUGCUGGCUUCUGAUGGACAGUGCUUGGAAGAUACCUCACAGACUGGAUUUUCAGGGAUACGCUGUGAAGUGCGUGUAUGCUUCUUGGAACCAUGGAAUACUACUGCAUUGUUAAAGACUCUUGUCCCGCCUCUGAUCUCUAUAGACUUUUCAAACUGUCGGGGCAACACAUUCAGCCAUAUAUUCCGGUCAUUUUGGGAUAAAAGUAAUUUUCCACAAAAAUCAGGCCUUUUCCUGCUUCUCUCAGGCAAGUGUAUUUAGUUCAAACCCUUUCCAUUGACAGACAAGGAAGUAUUCUAUGUGCCAGCUUAAUUUUGGUUCUUCCUCAUGACCACAGAAUUAGCAGGUUUGAAAAGCACAGGAAAUGUCCCAACCUAUUCAAACACAAGGUCUGACAAACCAGCCGAACUGGGACCCCUGAUGCAUGCAGGCCACACGCACACAGCCACCAGGAGGACUCACAUCAGCUUUAACUUUGGGUUGGGAUUUGGAGUUUAGGUUUGACCAGACUGUGUUUGCUCUUAAUUUCUGGGAACUAUAGCUCUCUCCACCUUAUUACUAUCCACUUUUGGAUUGUUUGUACCAAAAUCUCUUUGGCCAUCAUCUGUUUGACUGUGGUGUUCUACUUGGACGUCUCUGCUUCUGCUGCUGUCCUUUCUGUGGAUACUUCCCAUCUGAAGAUGUAUUUACAACGCUGCAAAGAAGAGACAUUUCAGUAGUAGUGGAAUUGCAGUCUGGGGCCUAGCUUUGACUGGGCAUUAACCAAUUAAAAUUUACUGAUUUUUAAA
This is a messenger RNA of Alligator sinensis (Chinese alligator), 3282 nucleotides long. RefSeq names its product transient receptor potential cation channel subfamily C member 4 associated protein (gene TRPC4AP). Gene Ontology annotation, molecular function: phosphatase binding. Gene Ontology annotation, cellular component: Cul4A-RING E3 ubiquitin ligase complex. The record is from RefSeq and is a predicted model, not a curated record. The transcript is spliced from 12 exons. Bases 1128 to 2486 code for a protein of 452 amino acids. Lineage: Eukaryota; Metazoa; Chordata; Crocodylia; Alligatoridae. Gene Ontology annotation, biological process: ubiquitin-dependent protein catabolic process.